Molecule: messenger RNA, 6849 nt
Organism: Oncorhynchus keta (chum salmon)
Lineage: Eukaryota; Metazoa; Chordata; Actinopteri; Salmoniformes; Salmonidae
Product: nuclear receptor subfamily 6 group A member 1-A-like
Exons: 9
Coding region: 2-1381 (459 amino acids)
Biological process (GO): regulation of DNA-templated transcription
Molecular function (GO): zinc ion binding; DNA-binding transcription factor activity; sequence-specific DNA binding
Source: RefSeq, a predicted model, not a curated record
AAUGAAUGACAGCAAUCUUGAUGUUGCAGCUGACCCACGUGUUUGCCUCAUCUGUGGAGACCGCGCCACAGGCCUGCACUAUGGCAUCAUCUCCUGCGAGGGCUGCAAGGGCUUCUUCAAGCGCAGCAUCUGCAACAAGCGCGUGUACCGCUGCAGCCGCGACAAGAACUGUGAGAUGUCGCGCAAGCAGCGCAACCGCUGCCAAUACUGCCGCCUGCUCAAGUGUCUACAGAUGGGAAUGAACCGCAAAGCAAUCAGGGAAGAUGGCAUGCCAGGAGGGAGAAACAAAAGCAUUGGGCCUGUACAGAUCACAGAUGAGGAGAUUGAGCGGAUCAUGUCAGGACAGGAGUUUAAGGAGGAAGCCAGUCUCCCGGAGCACACCUGGAGCAACAAUGGUGACAGUAGUGACCACAGUUCCCCUAGCAACGGCGCCUCUGAGGGCAACCAGCCAUCACCCGCAUCCACUCUGUCAUCCAAUCGCUCUGUAGAGAUGAAUGGCAGCUACACGGCGGCUCUCAGGGACCAGUACAUGAACACCCCGAUGAACACCCCCUACCAGCUUCUACCUCACCUCUUCAGCUACCAUGCCCAGUCAGGCCUGCUGGCCCCACAGCCCCGCAGCCUCUACCCCCAGUCACACCCCCUGGUGCUGCAGCUAGUGGCUGCAGAGGACCUGGCCCCACUGACCACCCCCAUGCUGAUAGAGGAUGGGUACAAGGUGACUCAGGUGGAGUUGUUUGCGCUGCUGUGUCGUCUGGCCGACGAGCUGCUGUUUCGUCAGAUCUCGUGGAUCAAGAAACUGCCGUUCUUCUGCGAGCUGUCCAUCGAGGACUACACCUGUCUGCUCAGCUCCACCUGGCAGGAGCUCAUCCUGCUCUCCUGCCUCACCAUCUACAGUGCGCAGAUCUUUGGAGACCUGGCCGACGUCACCGCCAAGUACACGCCCUCUGAGGACGAGAUGCAGGGGUUCAGUGAGAAUGGCAUGGAGGUGAUGGAGAGGCUGAUCUAUCUGUUCCGCAAGUUCCACCAGUUGAAGGUCAGCAACGAGGAGUAUGCCUGCAUGAAAGCCAUCAACUUCUUGAACCAAGAUAUCCGUGGUCUGACCAACGUCUCCCAGUUGGAGCAGCUAAACAAGCGCUACUGGUACGUGUGUCAGGACUACACUGAGUACAAGUACCCUCACCAGCCCAAACGCUUCCCCGAGAUCAUGAUGUGUCUGCCAGAGAUCCGUUUCAUGGCAGGCAAGCUGGUGAAUGUUCCCCUGGAACAGCUCCCCCUUUUGUUCAAAGCAGUCUUGCACUCCUGCAAAUCCAGCCUAAUCAGCUACAGGACAGGAAGUUCCCCCUGUCUGACUUCUACGGGUACCUCCCCUGGGAACUGAGCCCUGCCCUGCUGGCUCUAGGACCGCCCCUUUACUCAGAGCUGGCCUAGGGGGCAGGGCAAGGGACUGGUCCUCCUUCCUGUGAAUGUGACAAGCAGCUAGUUUUAUAAAGCUUUUUUUUUUCUCUCUAUAUAUUUAUUACAUGACAGAGCUGAAUGUAUGCUGAUUUAUGCUGUGCACAUGCUUCUGUACAAACUAAAUGCACAUUGAUGCAUUGGUCUUUGGAGUUUACAAGUGUGUAUCCGAUUGCUCAAUGUGUGGGUGUUGCCAUUGUUAGAACUUGAUUUUAAACAUUUAUUUUAUUCGGAUGGGGCCGGAUAUAAAUGAGUUGCCAAGUGUUUUGAGACUACCUCAGGAAGAUGUCGUUUCUAUUUUCAGGUACCUUUUUCUCGCCGUUUUGAAAUGAAGAGUUGCCCAGUCUAAAUCCAAUCCCUGUAAAUGCUUUAAACUCCUGAAUCAUAGAUUGAUAAGUAGGCCUUUACCACGAAAUUGACCAAAGGCAUUGCUGUACGUUGAACCAAAGAUUUUUUUUAAAAGCGUUCACCCCUGCAAUCAACAAAUGAAUGUUCACUACAGGUGUAUUGUCUCCCUUCUUGUCGUAUUUUUCUAUACUGUGUUACACACACUAUCUCUUACAGAACCCACAGACAGACUUCCUGUAAGGGAUGGGCUGGUCUGUUUUGAACAUUCCUAGACUUUCGGCGAGGCGACACUUAGCUGGAUUGUGGGAUCUUCGUAGAAAACGAGCAUACGGGUAUUUUCUACAAUCAUUGACUGCGGAACAAAUUAAAUUGCAGGGGUAGGGGACGUUUGCUGUUAGCUGUAUUGAUUUUUGUUGUUGUUGACCAAAGUGUUAUGCAAAGCUUUUUCAAGCAGAACCCAUAGAUGGGCAAUGAGCCGAUAGCUCAAUGUAAUGAUUUCUUAUCAAUGAAGGACCCGAAUAGGAAAUGAAUCAAUGUGCGUCGGAGCUGGAGGGGAGACCUUCCGCUGACAGACAGACACACAGUGCAGCUGGUUCCCAUCCUAACCCCUAACGAUGAGACACCACAGACAAAGGCCCCACUGUCUUCCUUCCUAGUCCCUGUAGCACCCAUCUGUUGCUCCAGACAUACAACUUUUAGCCCUCCACUGGUACUCCCUUGCCCAAUCCUUAGCCUCUGCACAUGCUCAUUGGGUUGGUGGUCCGGUCCGCACAGUUAGGUUAGAAGGAAAUGCUGGCCUGCUCAUUUUUACUACUACAUCUUUAGACAGUGUUGGGUUCGGAAUGCUCAGGUGACUACUUUUUAGGCUGUAAAAGAGGAGAGACGGAGGAGACAUUAGGGGCUUGUCUAUUAAUCUGGAAGGACUAGAGGUUACUUCCAGCUUGCACAUCAUCUAAGACAGAUAUGCACAUUGUUUAAAAAAAAAAAAAGAAACAUACGGAGAAAUAGGUUCUUUAUUUUCUAAGUAUGAGAUGAUAAUUCUUCCCACUUGAAGAGUCUUUUUUGAUCAUUCAAGUUUGAUCUGUUUCCUAGUAACCGUUGUUUGAACAUUUGGGGCAAUGCAGUCCUUAAAAUGACUCUCUUUUAUGCGUGCUGUGGUGAGGCAGGACACAUUCUUUGACCAUGAACUUGGCAAAGUCCCCACCCUGCAUGCUCCUCUCUCUCAGGUCCUUGUGGACCUGUAUUUAAACAGGGUAAAGUGAGUGUUGUGUAUUGCAUUCAGGAGUUAUUCAGUGAUCACAAUGCUGAUGUACUUGUAGGAUUCGUAGUCGUAGGAUUCAGGACAUUGUAGGUUCUUCUUAGAAGGUGUUUUCUUUUUCAAACAUUUUCCUGUUUUUAUGAAAGUGAAUGUGUUGGUUUUAAAGGGCAUGUUUUGGAACAGAUUGUUUUUGAACAGAUUUUAAACAACUGGUGAACCAGUGCUCCCAGUUCAGUGUUGAGAUGAUUUGGCUGAAGGUGGCCUGAGACAGGGCCGAAAUGCCAGAGAUCUCCCCUUUCCAAACUGAGCAUGCUCAAAAUAACCUCAACUAUCAGGUAGGCUUACUCUCUCCCUUCAUCACUACUGUAAGUCCAGCCUCGUUUGUCUUGCUCAGCCUUAACACUACUACCUACCUGCCUUAAAGGAGUACUCCACCCCCCCAAAAAAAAAUUCAAUGUUUUGUUAUUUGUUUCAUUUGUCCAUUGUUGACAUAGUGCCAAAAAUGUUUUGCUGGUCAGCGAUCAAUUUUCAAGAUAUGUAACUUUUAAAAUAUAGAAAUCCUCCCCAUAUGAUGCAUCUCUGGGUGGAAUGUUCCUUUAACACUGUACUAUCUUAUGCCCUGAACCACCCGUUGAAUACUUUCUCCAAUGGUGUGUGUUCUUUGUUUCAGUAGUUUUCAACUAGCCACCUUUCCAUCUUUUGUUUUUAUACAUUUUCAAUGUUAUUGUUAAAACUAGAAUCCUUAAUUAGAACAAUAACAAAGCGGACACCCCGCCUUAGUUUUGGUAAAAAGCUUGAGGGAUGUGGGCCUGGAGAAAUGUAACCACUCUCAAAUUCAUAGACAGAGCUAUGGAUGCAAGGACGGACCAUCCAUGACACGAAUUCUAGUUUUAACCAUGUUUUGAGGCUAUACAGCAUUUGUUUACAUUGACAUUACAAUUCUUUCUGAUGGAUGUUGGAUGUGAUUCUAUCAACUCUCUGCUGUAAUUUAAGUUCCAAAAGAAUAUAGUGUUUAUGGUAUUGAUAUUACAAUUCAAAAAUUGUUUAUGGAUUGGUCACUCUUUACUAUUACCAAAGACAUGUUACAGAGUUGAUGAGUAAAAUGAUAUCUGCAGACAGUGAAUUAACUCGGCAGAAGACAGGCACCUGUGAAACUGGUAAAUAUUAUGCAUGAUCCUUCACAUGCAAAGCCUUCACUGUAUUCCCCAGUGUCAUUUGGGCCUGAGGUGUGGAGUUUUCAACUCCGAUAUUAGAACGGAGUCGCACACCGUGGCUUCCCACUUUUCUUUCAGUUGACCAUCUGUGAACAAAGCAGAGAACAUUGAGGUGUGCCAGAAGUCACGGUGGAGAGUAGCCAGCCACUGGUCUGGGGGGCUCAGUGCAUAUGGCACUCCUAAACUCAGGGAUCAGACAUUUUUAGGGUACUUGUGUUUGAGAUCCUAGCCCAGUGCUGCUGCUGCCAUACAGUGUCACUCUGGCCAUCAUACAUGAAUAUAGGGACUCUUAAGUGGCAGGUUCUUCGUUUUAAAAUCAAACGUCACAUUGCUACCUUCCUGCCAACACCUCUCAUGUUUUGAAACACAUGUAAUACAAACUCAUUACCAUUCUCACUAUUUUCUGGAAUGUGUUUUUACAGAUAAUGGAUAUGUAAUUUGCAAUUUCUAUACUGAAACUACCUCUUUUUGUGUGUCAUCACGUUGCUUACUCUCACACAGGUAAUGUUAAAAAAAAAAUCAUAUUUAUUGGUUUCAUUGCACCAAUGUUCUGUUAUUUUGUGUCUCUUAUUUCAUCCAGUUACCUCACUGUUACCUAUUUUGCAUGUAAACGUUUCCUCAUAUGUUUUCCCGUGGUACCUCAGGACAAACUGCAGCCUCGCCCUUGGUGGAUGGGAGUCAGUUUGACCACCGUGCGCCAGUUUACAUUUACAACUUUUUUUUCUGCAAUCGAUCAUGCAGUUUACAACGUCACACCAAGUGAUCAAUGAAAACGGAUCAGACUGAUGACUUAUCUACCACGUCAUGACCGUACACUACCAAUCAUUAACACACCUGAUUACCAUACCUUUCUGUGGGAAUCUCGGCAUACUGUAUGUAAUCACAUGUCAUUUGUUCACUUUUCUGCGGUCGUUUUAUCAAUACUUCCCAUUUUACUUGUGAAUCAGUGUUUCUUUGUACAGUUCAUACAGCAACAUAUAACCCAGUAUGGUAUUCCAAACAAUGUAUUGUGUUCCUUCACUAUAUCUAUAUAGUUGUCAAGAUGGGGUGUUCCAAACAAUGUAUUGUGUUCCUUCACUAUAUCUAUAUAGUUGUCAAGAUGGGGUGUUCCAAACAAUGUAUUGUGUUCCUUCACUAUAUCUAUAUAGUUGUCAAGAUGGGGUGUUCCAAACAAUGUAUUGUGUUCCUUCACUAUAUCUAUAUAGUUGUCAAGAUGGGGUGUUCCAAACAAUGUAUUGUGUUCCUUCACUAUAUCUAUAUAGUUGUCAAGAUGGGGUAUUCCAAACAAUGUAUUGUGUUCCUUCACUAUAUCUAUAUAGUUGUCAAGAUGGGGUGUUCCAAACAAUGUAUUGUGUUCCUUCACUAUAUCUAUAUAGUUGUCAAGAUGGGGUGUUCCAAACAAUGUAUUGUGUUCCUUCACUAUAUCUAUAUAGUUGUCAAGAUGGGGUGUUCCAAACAAUGUAUUGUGUUCCUUCACUAUAUCUAUAUAGUUGUCAAGAUGGGGUGUUCCAAACAAUGUAUUGUGUUCCUUCACUAUAUCUAUAUAGGUGUCAAGAUAGGGUGUUCCAAACAAUGUAUUGUGUUCCUUCACUAUAUCUAUAUAGUUGUCAAGAUGGGGUGUACCAAACAAUGUAAAGGCAAAGUGUAAAGACUUUAAUAGGGUUAAAUGAUCAGUAUCAUGUUUGAUAUUUACAAUGCUGCUUGUGAGUCAUUAUUCAUUAGAAUGUAACUUUGGCCCUUUUGCCAUUUCCUGUUAACAUGCUUUUCUUCACUCAUCGCAACAAUUAAUGGUUUUCUGUCAUAACAGUGUUAUUACAAGCUUAUACAUUGUUAUUACAAGCUUAUUCAGUGUUAUUACAAUUCAUUCGUUGAAGCUCCUUAUUAAGGAGCCCACAAUGGGGCAACUAGAGCAGAUAAAAUCACAACAUAUCUCAGGGAACAACGUCUUAAAAUAUUUCCAUUGAAUCUGCACCACUGGAUACGCAGAUGAAAUGCAUGACAUUUGUAUCUGCCAUGUUUGUUUGUUUUCUCCUUAAAGGGAUAUUUUAAGGGAUCCCCAGAGUCAGAUGAACUCAUGGAUACCAUUUUUAUAUCUCUGCAUCCAGUACGAGGGAAGUUAGAGGUAGUUUCGCGAGCCAAUGCUAAGUACCGUUAGCUCAAUGAAUGGAACUCAAUGGCAACAACUAGCAUGCUAGCUGUUACCAUAGAUUUCCAGUCAUUGCGCUGAUUCAGAGGGGUUGGGUUAAAUGCGGAAGACACAUUUCAGGUGAAGGCAUUCAGUUGUACAACUGACUAAUGCUAGUUAGAAGUUGCGCUGACGCUAGUUAGCAACUUCCUUCAAACUGCACACAGAGAUAUAAAAUGGUAUCCACAAGUUCAUCUGACUCUGGGGAAGUAGAUUAAGGGUUUCAUUGCCAAAAUCCCGAAGUAUCCCUUUAAAUCUUUUAUUAAACUUCUCUCCUCUGCUUUUCUUACUUGAACUACCUGUGACAAAUGUGAUCCAUAUGUGUUAAACGCAUGUUUAGAAUAUGUUAGGACUUGAAACCAAAUAAAUGUGAACGUUAUGCAACUGUG